GCCGUCGCGGCUGCCGUGCCGCCGGGUGGCGCCUCGCCCAGCGGCGGUGGCCCCCAGCCCAGCGCGGCCGCGGAUGCCGAGGCGGCGCCGCCCGGCCCCGACGCCCCUCCGCUCGUCACGGCCGUGCGCCGGUGCGGCGCGCCAGACCCGGCUGUGUGCGUGUGCUGCGCCUGCGACGGCAAGUCGGAACUGCUCUCGAAGGCCUUCGAGCUCUGUGCCCAGCUCGCGGGAGGGGGCCGCACCAUGGACGUGGCCGCCAGCCAGGACGAGCACCUGCGCCGCCAGCUCACCGAGCUGGGGGGCCCGUGGUGCAGGGAGGGCCUGUGGUACAAGGUGGACGCCUUCGUUCGGGAAGACGGCUCCUGCGUGUGGGCCGUGGGCGUCGGUGCCCAGCAGUACGUCCGCGCUUGGCGCCUCGCGGUCGCCCUGGCCUCCGCGGCGGGCGGGG
Messenger RNA from Prorocentrum cordatum, 448 nucleotides. Lineage: Eukaryota; Dinophyceae; Prorocentrales; Prorocentraceae. The record is from the annotation of a GenBank genome assembly.